AUGGUCUCUUCAACUUCUCCCCUUGUGAUGUGGUUCCUUUUCAUUUUCAUUAUUGUCAUGUUCAUACAAUUAGGCGAGGGUCGACGUACCAGAGGCCAUCGUCAGCCACAUAAUCAAGAGUCACCAUCAAAACCAGAACCCAGAAAGGAACACCCUGAUAUUCCCUCAUUGCCCGUCCCAACGAGCCCACCACCACCACCAACACCACCAAUUAUAUCGGGAAAGGAGCCCGUCCCAACGAUCCCCCCGCCACCACCAAUUAUACCAGGAAAGGAAAACCCUGUUCUUCCCUUAUUGCCCGUCCCAAUGAGUCCCCCGCCACCACCAAAUCACGAGUCACCCUCGUUACCAGACCCAAACCCAAUUUUACCCGGAACGGAAAACCCCGAUCUUCCCUCGUUACCAGAACCACCAAAUCCUGAAUCACCCUCGUUACAAGACCCAACCUUACAGAGAACGGGUAACCCAGAUCUUCCCUUAUUGCCCGCCCCAAUCAGUCCGGGACUACCAAAUCCCGAAUCACCUUCACUACCCGAUCCAAUUUUACCCGGAACGGAAAACCCCGAUCUUCCCACUUUACCCGACACGGAAAAUCCCGAUAUUCCCACUUCACCCGACACGGAAAAUCCCGAUAUUCCCACUUCACCCGAAACAGAAAACCCCGAUCCGGUCCCAAUCAGCCAGGAACAACCAAUGCCCGAGACACCUUCAUUACCAGAAAUUCCCGAAAUUCCCGAUCUUCCCUCAAUGCCAUCCCCAAUCUUGCCAAUCCCAAUCUUGCCAAUCCCAAUCGUCCCGGAUCUACCAGAUUCUAGGUCACCCUCACUACCAGACCCAACCUCUCCGAAUACAGAAAACCCCGACCCGAGACAACGAAAUCCCAUACCACCCUCCAUACCGGUUCCAACCGACCCGGGACUACAAAAUCCCGGACCACCCCCACUACCGGACCUAGCCAAUCCGGGACUACAAAAUCCCGGACCACCCCCACUACCGGACCCAGCCAAUCCGGGACUACAAAAUCCCGGACCACCCCCACUACCGGACCCAGCCAACCCGGGACUACAAAAUCCCGGAACACCCCCACUACCGAUCCCAGCUGACCCGGGACUACAAAAUCUCGAACCACUCCCACUACCGGUUCCAGCCGACCCGGGACUACAAAAUCCCGGUCCACCUCUACUACCGAUCCCAGCCGACCCGGGACUACAAAAUCCCGGUCCACCCUCACUAUCGGUCUUGGCCGACCCGGGACAAGAAAAUCCCUCAUUUCCAUCCACCAACUACUAUCCCAGCCGAAACUGA
Molecule: messenger RNA, 1305 nt
Organism: Impatiens glandulifera
Lineage: Eukaryota; Viridiplantae; Streptophyta; Magnoliopsida; Ericales; Balsaminaceae
Product: vegetative cell wall protein gp1-like
Exons: 1
Coding region: 1-1305 (434 amino acids)
Source: RefSeq, a predicted model, not a curated record